ACGAAGAAAAAAAACGUAAACAUCAAUACGGAAGUAAAGAAGUACGAGGCACGCACUAUUUAGUUGUCAUUUUUCUAUUAACUUGAGAUGUAUUUCUCAUUUCCAAAAGUGACUUUGUCAUAUGUAUUAUGAAGUAACGGUCACCAGAGUGGACUUUGGACGCUUUACCUAAGCGAAUGAUGGAGGGCUCCAAGACGUCGAGCACAACAAUGCAGGUUAGCUUCGUGUGUCAACGCUGCUGCCAGCCUCUUAAGUUGGACACUUCCUUCAACGUGCUGGACAGGGUCACCAUCCACGAACUUAUUGCUCCUUUGGUGACUGUCACUCCCAGCAAGCAGACAGACAGCAGUGAAGGAGAGACAACAACAGAGGAGACCUUUGUAGAAAACAAGCAAGAUGGGGUGUCCAGGAAAUACAUCCCACCUGCACGCAGGAUGAUGUCCACAGAGAGCGCCAACAGCUUCACACUGAUAGGAGAUGCGUCAGACGGAGGCACCAUGGAAAAUCUAAGCCGCAGACUGAAAGUGACAAGUGACCUGUUUGAUAUCAUGUCCGGUCAGACGGACGUGGACCACCCGCUGUGUGAGGAAUGCACCGACACGCUGUUGGACAACCUGGACACACAGCUCAACAUCACGGAGAAUGAAUGUCAGAAUUACAAACAAUGUCUGGAGCUGCUGUCUCAGCUGCAGGUGGAGGACGAGGAGACGCUGCUGACGGAGCUGCAGCAGCUGAAGGAUGAGGAGGCGUCUUUGGUCCAGGAGCUGGAGGCCGUGGAGGAGCAGAGAGCUUCUGUGGCCCAGGAGUUGGCCCAAAGCCGCGUGCAGUCUCAGCAGCUGGAAACAGAAGAGCUGCAGUACCAAAAGGAGUACAGCGAGUUUAAACGUCAACAGCUGGAGCUGGAUGACGAGCUGAAGAGCGUCGACAACCAGAUGCGUUACUGCCAGAUUCAACUGGAUCGACUCAAGAAAACCAACGUCUUCAACGCCACUUUUCACAUCUGGCACAGUGGCCAGUUCGGAACCAUCAACAACUUCCGUCUGGGUCGACUUCCCAGCGUUCCUGUGGAGUGGAACGAGAUAAACGCCGCCUGGGGCCAGACGGUGCUGCUGCUGCACGCUCUGGCCAACAAAAUGGGGCUGCGUUUCCAGAGAUAUCGCCUGGUCCCUUAUGGAAACCAUUCAUACCUGGAGUCGCUGACCGAUAAGGCAAAGGAGCUUCCACUGUACUGUUCUGGUGGCCUCAGGUUCUUCUGGGACAAUAAAUUUGACCACGCCAUGGUGGCCUUCCUGGACUGCGUGCAGCAGUUUAAAGAAGAGGUGGAAAAAGGCGACACUGGCUUCUGUCUCCCGUACAGGAUGGACGUGGAGAAAGGCAAGAUCGAGGACACGGGCGGCAGCGGCGGCUCCUACUCCAUCAAGACUCAGUUCAACUCCGAGGAGCAGUGGACCAAAGCGCUGAAGUUCAUGCUCACCAAUCUGAAGUGGGGGCUGGCCUGGGUCACCUCGCAGUUCUACAACAGAUGAACACAAGCAGGAUGCCCACAAACCACCAGCUUGGAUUUUGGAUGCUCUGUCUUUUUUUUUCUUCUUCUCUCAUUUCAGAUGUAUUGAGAUUAUGUAAGACACUGUUUAUUGUGUGUGUGUGUGUGUGUGUGUGUGUGUGUGUGUGUGUGUGUGUGUACUGAGAGCGUAUACUUUAACUUAAUAA
Entelurus aequoreus (snake pipefish) is the source of this 1710-nucleotide messenger RNA. RefSeq names its product beclin 1, autophagy related (gene becn1). Gene Ontology annotation, biological process: autophagy; late endosome to vacuole transport; autophagosome assembly. Gene Ontology annotation, cellular component: phagophore assembly site; phosphatidylinositol 3-kinase complex, class III, type I; phosphatidylinositol 3-kinase complex, class III, type II. The record is from RefSeq and is a predicted model, not a curated record. Lineage: Eukaryota; Metazoa; Chordata; Actinopteri; Syngnathiformes; Syngnathidae. The transcript has 12 exons. Bases 177 to 1526 code for a protein of 449 amino acids.